AUGGCUCGUUACAAUCGCGAACCUAGGGGCCAAGCAAGUAACCUGAAGCGCUUCCGUCACCUGUUUAUGAUAGAGAUCUACAUCGGGGGCCUAGGUUGGAGAGGAGUGGUCAAGACUCUGCGACUUGCUACCAAAGUAGCGCUUUCUAUUUCCUCUACGGAGUAUCCUCCUCCGUCGGACUGCGCGACGAGCUAG
Messenger RNA from Parastagonospora nodorum SN15, 195 nucleotides. RefSeq lists its product as hypothetical. The transcript is spliced from 2 exons. The coding region runs from base 1 to 195 and encodes 64 amino acids. The record is from RefSeq and is a predicted model, not a curated record. Lineage: Eukaryota; Fungi; Ascomycota; Dothideomycetes; Pleosporales; Phaeosphaeriaceae.